GAACCACUUGCCUAUGUCUCAGUAGUAAUCUAAGUUGGUGUUGAAUUAUUUUCUAUUAAAUUUGGGCUAAGCCUUUGCCUGGGCUCCAAUUGUGCUCUGGAUUCCCCAUCUCUUUUAGAUAGUGUCUCCUGGAUUUAGGGCCCCUUUCAUUGCUGGCAGCAGGGUCUCCAAUCCCUGCCUCACCUCGGGCUCUACCCUCCCCAUGUACCUGCUGUGAUGUGAGGCCACAGGCCUCACACAUGUAUCAGAGAGGCUGUUAUUCUAAGAUUUCAAGGUAAGCGCGUUGCAGGGCAUUGCAGACCGAGUAUUUCAGGGUUUGUGAUAAAUCUCCCGAACUCUGGGGCAGAACGGUUCCAGGAAAAAAGAAAAUCACACAUGCUGCAGUGAUCAUUCACCAAAAGGUACAUCCUCAGCAGCAGGCAGCGAGCUGGCCUCUUUGUCCUUGGAUGAUAGCAUCAGGACAGCUGCUGACAGCUGCUGGAGGGUGGGGAGCGGUGCAGUUCCUGCUCGUUUCGUGUUCAGAGACUCACAUUUGCAGAAUCAGCAAAAUCCCAGCACUUCUGCUCACCAGUGGGUGCUGCAUCGGUUCAGGGAAAGCCUAUCUCUUCCACUUCCCUAGGGAUAGGGAAGAAGCCAUACAGUGUGGGAAGGGAAGAAAAAGAUUUCAGCGAGCUUAAAGAAAACUGGAAUAAGAAAGUCGGGGACAGGCAGGGGCCGAGAGGGGAAAGACCGUGGAGAUGGCACAGGUUAGAGUCCUAUGACAGUCUAGUUACUCAACAGGUAUUUUGUGUGUAUGCCUUCACCAGUGAAGAGGGUUUGAAGGAAUAUACUAGUUUUUCUCUCUGGUAGAUGCAAUUGUAGCAACUCUUUGUAACACUGUUUUUUAAUGCUCUUAAAUUUUUGAAGUCAUGGAUUCAACCAAAUGAGGGAAAAUUUAUUAUCACAUUGAAAAUAUUGGAAAAAAUUGUCUAUGUGACAAACAUUCUUUUCCAGGAGGGGUGGGAGGAAUGACUGUUUUGCAUAUAUUUUAUUUUAAUGGAUUGCAACUGAUUUUCUCUAUUUUUGACGGCACAAACUACAGCAUUGUUGAUGCUUGUUUUUAAUUCAAGUUCUUCAUUUGUAGUUUUCCUCAAUUCACCCAGCCGUUACCUGCAGAUGUUUCUAUUUCAGUCCUUUUUAAAGCCAGGCUUAAAGGAAAAAGAAGGAAGUUUGUAGCCCUAAGCAACUAUGUAUGUCACACUCGUGGCUUAAUAGCUAUAGAAUUCCUAACAAGGAUUCGAGGGUAUGCCUUUACUUUAAAAUUUUUAUUCUUCAUUUUAUUGAGAGUUUCUUGACUCUUCCACUUUUGUUAAGUGGAAGAUAUAUAAGGUGUUAACUUAUAUAUGGGAGAACUUCGAUAAGCAAGGCCGGGACAGCUUGAGCUCUGUCGAAUGUGCGAUGCCCUGGGGGGGGUGGCUGUAGUUCUCUUUCCUUCUGGGUGGGGGAAGGCAGAUGAAGCCAGUCGUGGCUCUACGGCACAUUGUCUUGGCAGUGUUUUCUAGAGCAUCACACUGCCCCUUUGUCAACUUGCUAGCCCUCCCUUUUUUUUUCCUGUUUCAUGAAAGGCACUUCUCCAUUCAUUGGCACCGUGCCUACAGUAAUGUGGAGCAGGCUGUGACCGGGUGUUAUUGGUGUUAAAGACUGCUUUCCAGAUGCAUCCUUGCAGGGUUGAGUUGCCUUCUUUCAUUGAGAUGAUUUUCUUUGAGACGUGAAGUUAGCAGGAAUUUCAGACAUAACACGUCUUUUCCGUAAAUCCUUAUCAGGAAAACUUGGCCUUCCUGUAGCAUGCCCUGCUUGUGUAGGCUACACCUCAUCAAAUAUUUAGAACUUGGUUGGUGUUUAUUUACUGCUCAAAUGGAAGGAAAGAGCCUCUGCCCGACCCUUUCACAACUACUGAACAGGUGCUUCUGGGACAAUGCAGAAGAAGGUAGACUUCCAGUUUUGUAACUGAGUGGACUCAGUUGGUGGGUGGGUUGUACAGGGCCUUCCAGAAAUAUCUAACCGACUCAAAAGACGGUGUUGGGACACUCAAGGUCUCUGAAGCUGAUACCCAGUCGAAGAGAACCGCCGCCUCAGAGUAGGCAUCAGGUGACCAACCUUGUAUCUCUUGCCUCUUCUCAAGCCUGCCCUUUUGAGCCAGCAAGCACUUAAGUAGCCAGGACUCACUGAAUCCACUGUGUGCCGUGGGCACGGGGUGCUCUCUGGACCAGCCACGAUUUGACACACUUCCUCUGUUUGGGGCAUUCCCUGCCUUCUGGUUGUUAGAAGCUACACAGACUGUCCAAUUUAGAUACAGACACAGACAUAGGCUCUCCUAUCAGGUGUACCACCUGUUGGAGUGAGGAGCUACUCAUGCAAAGAGGUGGGGUCUGGAGGCGCCCAGGCAGCCUCAGGGAGGUGCCAGCGGUGGGAAUUGUGGGUGUGCUUCUGGCUGCACCAUCCUAACCUGGUUUUCCAGCCCACCUGGGCGUCCAGGAACCUUGCACUCACUUUAAAGCGUCCCUUUUUUGCUCACAUUAAUCAGAGUUGAUUUUGGUUACUGCACAGUCUUGACUGAUAUAUCAUGUGGUGCUCAGAACAUCAUAAUUUCUAGUCCCUAAAAUAUUCCUGUUUAAUUAUGCUUUAAAGAGAAAAUUAAUAUUCAGUUUUGUUACUCCACAGUAGCCUGUCUGCCUUUUUUCUUGUUAGACACAGUUUCAAAUUUAAAUGUAAAAAAAGAUGCGUUUUUUAAGCAUCUGUAGCACAGUACCAAAUUAAAUUACCUUAGUAGUAAGAUAGGUAUAAUUUUUUAAAAUAGUGAUAUUUAUCUUUAAAAAUUAUGUAGAAGUUGUUUUUCCUUUAAUAUUACUGUCUGCUUAGCUCAUGACUAAAAAUGGGAAACUUAAAUACAUGUUUAUCCACACUCACGAGAGAGGGUAAUAGUGAUCUCAUUUAGCUAUAAGGUCCAUUCAUUCAUUCAGUAUAGAUGAACAUCUUCCAUGUACCCCCAGCAAACACAGACGUGUCCCCGCUUCUCGGAGCCCCAGGGCAGUGGGGCAGACAGAUAAUAGUCACUAGACUAUAAAUCGCCAGUGUGCCCGGCGCUGUGAGGACGGGUGCAAGAUGCCCAAGACCCACAGAAGGGAAAUUGCAUCAGCUUAGAAAGGUCAUAGCUCAGUGGCUGAGAGAUGAAUGGCAGGAGGAGCUGAGUUGUGAAGAGUUGAGGAGUGACCAGCUGGAUGGAAACCUGAACAUGCAAAGCCUUUGAGUGGAUGGUAGCAGGAGCUGUGUGGGAACCAGACAAAGGCCAUUAGCAGAUCACUGAGCCCAAGAGAUGAGCCUGCAGAGGCUGGUGGGAGCCAGAGCACCCCCGACUGUGGCAUCUAUGUUAAAACAUUGGCUUUGUCCUAGAAAGGGGGGAGGGAGGGGGAGCUGUAGCAUUGUUUUAAGCUGAGGUGGGUACAGUGACUCAAUUUGCAUUUCGGAAAGAGCAACGUGGAGAACAUAUCAGAGGGCCCAGGAGACCUGCUGGCAGGCCUGCCUGUGUCCUAGGACCUCCGAGCAGAAACGCCCCUUGGGGACCUGUGGCAUCAUGACUUCUGGGGCAGUCGGCUGAGCAGCAACACCAGCCACAAGUCCUACCGGCCUCUCACCGUCCUGACUUUCAGUCUUGCCUUCUUUGCACUUAAAAAUUUGACUGGCUUUCCUUUCGCUUUCCCUCUCCACGUAUUUUCUGUCCCACCCCUCUGAGAUCCCCUUGUCGUCUAUUUCCCCCUCUGCAGCUAACUGUUCUUACCUUCUCCAAUUUUCCUAGCUUAGCAGCACUAUUUAGCUGGGUGUUAUUUUAACCAACAUUGCACAACGUCUUUCUUUUCUCCUUUUAGUAUUUUUACUCACCAGCCUUUUCCUUUAGAUGGUUUGCAUUUUAUUUCAUGUGCUUCUGCGUGCCUGGUGUGAGCACCCUUCUUCUGCUACAGGAUUAACUACUAUUUGUCGGGAGGCUUCCACCCCGUGAGUUUCCACGUGGUCAACAUCCUCCUGCACGCUGGCAUCUCCGUCCUCAUGGUGGAUGUCUUCUCGGUGCUGUUUGGCGGCCUGCAGUACACCAGCAAAGGCCGGAGGUUAAACCUGGCCCCCAGGUCAUCCUUGCUGGCCGCUCUGCUGUUUGCUGUGCACCCGGUGCACACUGAGUGUGUUGCUGGUGUUGUGGGCCGUGCAGACCUCCUGGGUGCCCUGUUCUUUCUGUUGUCCUUCCUGGGCUACUGUAGAGCGUUUAGAGAAAGUAACAAGGAAGGGACCCAUUCUACAUUCUGGGUGUUGCUGAGCAUCCUUCUGGGCGCUGUGGCCAUGCUGUGCAAAGAGCAGGGGAUCACUGUGCUGGGUUUGAAUGCAGUCUUUGACAUCUUGGUGAUAGGCAAAUUAAAUGUUCUGGAAAUUGUCCAGAAGGUACUACACAAGGACAAGUCAUUAGAGUACAUUGGCGUGCUCAGAAAUGGGGGUCUCCUCUUCAGAAUGACCCUCCUGGCCGUGGGGGGAGCCGGGGUGCUCUACGUGCGCUGGAAAAUCAUGGGCACCGGCCCGCCACCCUUCACCGAGGUGGACAACCCCGCGUCCUUUGCCGACAGCGUGGUGGUCAGGGCCAUAAACUAUAAUUACUACUAUUCCUUGAAUGCCUGGCUGCUGCUGUGCCCCUGGUGGCUGUGUUUUGAUUGGUCAAUGGGCUGCAUCCCCCUCAUUAAGUCCGCCGGGGACUGGAGGGUAAUUGCACUGGCAGCACUCUGGUUCUGCCUAAUUGGCCUGAUAUGCCAAGCCCUGUGCUCUGCAGACAGUCACAGGAGAAGGAUCCUCACGCUGGGCCUGGGAUUCCUCGUUAUCCCGUUUCUCCCCGCAAGUAACCUGUUCUUCCGCGUGGGCUUUGUGGUGGCCGAGAGAGUCCUCUACCUGCCCAGUGCUGGGUACUGCAUGCUGCUGACGCUCGGCUGCGGAGCUCUCGGUAAACAUACACAGAGAAAGAAACUAAUCGCUGCUCUCGUACUGGGAAUUCUAUUCAUAAACACGCUGAGGUGCAUAAUUCGCAGCGGCGAGUGGCGGAGUGAAGAACAGCUCUUUAGAAGUGCCCUGUCUGUGUGCCCUCUCAAUGCUAAGGUUCACUACAAUGUUGGCAAAAACCUGGCUGAUAAUGGCAAUCAAACAGCUGCCAUCAGAUAUUAUAGGGAAGCUGUGAGAUUAAAUCCCAAGUAUGUUCAUGCCAUGAAUAAUCUUGGAAAUAUUUUAAAGGAAAGGAACGAGCUACAGGAAGCGGAGGAGCUGCUGUCUUUGGCUGUACAAAUACAGCCAGACUUUGCUGCGGCGUGGAUGAACUUAGGCAUCGUGCAGAACAGCCUGAAACGGUUCGAAGCUGCCGAGCACAGCUAUCGGACAGCAAUCAGACACAGAAGAAAGUACCCCGACUGUUACUACAACCUCGGGCGUUUGUAUGCAGAUCUGAAUCGUCAUGUGGAUGCGUUGAACGCAUGGAGAAAUGCCACUGUACUGAAGCCAGAGCACAGCCUGGCUUGGAACAACAUGAUCAUACUUCUUGAUAACACAGGUAAUUUAGCCCAAGCUGAAGCAGUUGGAAGAGAGGCGCUGGAAUUAAUACCUAACGAUCACUCUCUGAUGUUCUCGUUGGCAAACGUGCUGGGAAAGUCCCAGAAAUACAAGGAAUCUGAAGCAUUAUUCCUCAAAGCAAUUAAAGCUCAUCCAAAUACCGCAAGUUACCAUGGCAAUUUGGCUGUGCUCUAUCAUCGUUGGGGGCAUCUAGACUUGGCCAAAAAACACUAUGAAAUCUCUCUGCAGCUUGACCCCACGGCACCAGGAACUAAAGAGAAUUACGGUCUCCUACGACGAAAGCUGGAACAAAUGCAAAAGAAAGAUGUCUGAUCCUUUUUCUUCCAUUUGGUGUGUGUUUGAAUGCAUGAGGCAUAUCACUAAUAUUAUGUAGCUAUGUUUAAACAUUUAAAAAUCUUAUGUGUUCUUUUUAUUCUGUUUUUUUCUAUGAAAACAAAGACAUGCAAAAAGAUAACAGCACCAGCAGUAUACUCUUGAAUACGUGAUGUGGUUUUUGCAUUGGAGUUGUAUUUUUUCAGACCAUUCAAAUAUAAAUCCCAAAAUUUCCAGAAUGAAGUCUUUCUUAAUUAAAAAGAAAAAGAGAAAAAUAUUAUCUCAGCAACUUACAUUAGAAUUAACCCUGCCUUUGGGAUGUGAACCGUGUUGUGUAGACUAGCACUUAUUAAACAUCAGCUGUGAACAGGAAAUGACAAGCUGAUUCCUACAAUUUAUAUAAAUAUCAAAUGUGUCUGUAUAUUAGGCAUUUUAUUUAAUGACAACAAAGGGUAAAUUAAGAUUUUUGGGUUUUUUAAUCUUUUUUUUUUAAAUAAUAUAGUAUGAACUUCAUGUGUAAGGAAAUAUAUUUAUGUGUAUUUUUAUGCUCUGAACAGGGCAAAUAAUUGAGUGAAGAAUGGAAAUGUUAACAUCUAGUACAUUUAUAUACUUUUUCCUUCAUAGGAGGAAGUUCAUUCCUGCAAUACUUUUUGGAUUCUCCAACUCCUAUAGUUUCAUAACACAAAAAAUUGUGUAGCAUUCUACAUGAAUUGUUGCUAUUAAUAGAAAAUCCAAGCUAUGCUAUAGGCAAAAGCAGGCAGCCUGGUGUCUUUAUUUGUUAUAUCCAGUAUUAAGAGGGCUACACAUCUCUGUAAGUUGCUUUUUUACUGUUUUUAGCUGUAAAGCAGUUUACCAUCUGGCUUAAGGGAAUCCCAGUCAUCACUAUAUUCAGAAAACGCAAGAUGUGUAUUUUCUCUCAAAAGAAGCCACAUUUGGGGAGUUUGUGGUAUUUUUAAGAAUUGGAUUAUUUUUCUAUUUUAUUUGCUCAGAAUAAUCAUGUUUGUCUUGUUUCAUUCUUCUAUAUGUACUGUUGACCUAAUGAUUUACACAAUCUCUGUGAUUUCUUAUGCAGUAAAAUUAUUGCACAAAU
Myotis myotis is the source of this 7030-nucleotide messenger RNA. It is a transcript of the gene TMTC4, whose product is annotated as transmembrane O-mannosyltransferase targeting cadherins 4. Gene Ontology annotation, biological process: protein O-linked glycosylation via mannose; endoplasmic reticulum unfolded protein response. NCBI's taxonomy places the organism in Eukaryota, Metazoa, Chordata, Mammalia, Chiroptera, Vespertilionidae. Gene Ontology annotation, molecular function: protein binding; mannosyltransferase activity. The transcript is spliced from 17 exons. Gene Ontology annotation, cellular component: endoplasmic reticulum. The record is from RefSeq and is a predicted model, not a curated record. Bases 4081 to 5940 code for a protein of 619 amino acids.